Elaeis guineensis (African oil palm) is the source of this 649-nucleotide messenger RNA. NCBI's taxonomy places the organism in Eukaryota, Viridiplantae, Streptophyta, Magnoliopsida, Arecales, Arecaceae. The record is from RefSeq and is a predicted model, not a curated record.
UUCCCAGUACACUUCCUGCGUCUUUUACGCAUUGACCUGCGGUCAGCCACCAUCCAGGCAUCAAAUUAUCUGCUAGAAUGGGGUAUUGUUCUGCCCCUACCGGAAUCGGGGCCCUGUAUAAAUUUACCGGCCAAGCCCUGGAAGCGUUUCGAGGCGAACAGAGAUCUCGCGGAGCGGAGGCUCAAAUUCACCCAACAAAUUCAGACGAGAUGCCCCUCUGUGGUGGUCUUGAUAACAAUGGCAGAUAUGGCUUGGGUGCCGGUUUCCACAACCUUAACGGUUACGACGGACAUGGUUGGCCUUGCGGCGGCAACGCUGGCGCCAUCUACUACCCUGGCGCAUCGGGCGGCGGCAACGUCGGCGGCAUCUAUGGCGAGGGCAACGUAAUCAUCAUUAAUAACUACAGCUGCGGCAAUUUAGACAGCCCAGUUAGACGGAUGAGCCGUCCUUGCUUCGAUGAGGAUGAGGAGGAGGAGGAAGAAGAGGAUGGGAAUGAUGAAGAUGAGGACGAGGAGGAGGAAGAUGAUGAGUAUUGACCAAACUUCAUUCCCCUGUAUCAUGCAUGUCAGGUGAUGAUCUGGGUUCAGGUUGUAUCUUUUGCACAGCAUAAUAAAUAAUGAUUGAUCUUCGUCUUCCUCCUCGACCUUAA